AUGCCGAAUGUCGAUGAAGCGCAGCUGGCGCAGAAGCUCAGUCAGAUGAUUACACAAUCGCUGAGCCAACCCGAGGAAUCAGGUGGGCACGAUGCACACUCACCAGAUGCCGUACGUCUCCUGAAGUGUCUUGGCAAGGUGGAGAAGGAGUUGUGUCAAGCGUACGGUGUCCAAGCUUUUGCACAGUUCGGUCUUCAAGACCGCUUCAGCGAGUUUCUUUUGAGACACAGCAAGAUGAUGGCAGCGAGCCUGAGCCACCUUUGGGUCGGACAAACAGCACCGGCAGUUGCCAAGCUUUGCAGCCUUCUUCAAGGCUCGUGCCCCUCGCCUCAUCAAGUCUGUGAACAGGCACGCCAACAUUUCAUCGGAUUGGCAUGCGACCUGCAGCCGGGAGCUUUGCCGCCUGCCAGCGAAGGGGUGAGGCCUCGCUUUCCACCUCGGGAGGUUCAGGUUCUCUUGGCCAGGUCUGACCUGCUCCAGAGGCAGAGCCGAGCUCAAGGUGUUGGUAUGGUUUCGGCAGAGCACAAGAAAGAGCUCAUGAAGGAAGCUGUGAAAGCUGUUUGCGAGGCGCCAAUGUUGAUCGACCUGUCCGAGGCCCUGCCGCAGUGGCGCACGAGAUUUGAGCCGACGCUUGGAACCCUAUUUCAGUUCCUUGGUUCUGAUGAGCUGGCCACCCUUCUGCUGUCUGCUGGCACAGCCACGCAACUGCCUCCACUGGAUGUGGUUGAAGUGCGCUGUGGCGUAUUGAUGCGGCUUUCAGAUGGUAGCUUCACCACGUUGGAGGCUGCCUUGCAGGCAAAGGACAGGGUCGGACAGCGCAGUGAUCGAGCGAUGCCAGCAAGGCUGGUCAUGGUGCGGCCUGCCGAAGCGGUCUGCAGCCUCCGCCCGGCCGUGGCUACGGACUGGUCCGAGCAGCAUCUCGCACUGCUAGAACCGCUGUUGAAUGCAACAGGCAGAUACGUGGAGCUGAGCCUGCUGCCGGGGAAUCUGACAGAAGCUUUAGGCAUUCCCUGUUUGGACAGCAACCUGACUAUUGAUUGCCUGACCCAGUUCCACUUGUGCACGCAGAGACCGGUAGCUGCUGAUGACAUGGACAAGUUGCAUUUGCUGUUGUUGAUCCUCGCUUCUGAUCCCUCCUUUGCCUUGAGACGCCUUGAUCACAUGCCCAUGAUUCCAACAGAGGAUGGCCAGUUGGUUGCUCCGGCAGGGGCACACGUCUACAACGUGGGUGUUGACUUCAAAGGAGUCGUUUCUGGGGCCAAGAUUUUGAGCUCAGCAUUUGCAGCCGUGAUGCAUCAGAAAGUGUCCGGGUUUCUGCACCGAGCUGGCGUGGAACAUGCUGAUGGCCUACACUUCUUCAAGCAAGUACUGGUGCCCUUUCUCACAGGCCCGAAGCCAGAGCUUAUGGAGCUUGUACAAUGCACGCGAGCGGCUCGACGCUUUUUGCUGCGCAUGAACCUCGAGGAGGUUGCUGUAGAUGGCCGACACGGUGCGGAUGAACGAGAUGUGGUGUGGUGCAGCAAUGAUCAGCCAGUUCAUUUGCGGCAGCUGCCAGAGGUGUUGCGGAAUGCAUACUCAGAUCGGUGGCUUUGUGUGUCAGACAUCUACUGGGCUGGCCAACCAGAAGGCGAAGCUUGGAAUGACUUCUGGACAGCGGUUGGACUCUGGCCAGCCUUCGGGGUGUCGGAAGGCAACAGCGCCGAAUUGGAGCGUUUGAUGAGUUCUGCACGCUGUGAGGCCAGCCAUGGCUCAACCCUUGUUGCACAAGCACUGGUCGCAUUCCUGGCACCACAUGGCAAGUUCUACAGCCGCUACUGCUUGAAAACGGGCGAAGGGACAGUGGAGAAGGAAGAGCGUCAAGGCAACAAUGUCUGGCCGAAGGGAAACACAUCUCAGGGCAUUUUGCAGCUCUUGCAGACAGUACCAUGGCUGCCUGCCCACCGCGGACACAAACUGCUCCAAGUCUCUGAUGCGUGGCUGGCUGAUACGGUAUCCCCAUUGGAGGAGCCCUUUAUCUUCGCAGCGUGUGUUGGGGACCUUCAUAAGUUCUGGCCAUUCUUGGGCUUCCGGACAGCACCAACCUUGAAGAAUAUCGAACACAUUUUGCGUAAUCACUCUUAUCAGAACACGUACAGUGUAUAUGCGUGCCGAUGCUUGUACCAGAGAUUGGUGCAGGAGCUGAACAGUAGAAGUGCAGCAGAGUUGGAUGCAGACAGUGCUGAAACGCUGGAAUUCCUACGCAAGGAAGAAUGGAUUUUUGUCCCAGAGCAUCCUCGAUUGAUCGCAGGACAUCGAGAUGCUUUUGACAUGAAGGGGGAGCAAGAGCCGCGGGUCGGCAAGUGGUAUCGCUUGGCUGAUGUGGUUUUCAAGGACGCCAGUCGAUUGGUCGACACCUAUAGCAGGAGUGUGACGGAUGCCGCCAGUGAUUUUGCAAGGGAGGCAAGUGGCAAGCGCAUUGUCGGCCAGUAUUACUGGGGCCCGCAUACGCUGUUCCCAGCGAAUUGGACGGGCUCGCGAUACUCCAGGCAGCAUGCUGAAGUGCAGGAGCUGUUUCUCAGUCUGGGCGUGAAGCAGUGUUUGCAAUGGUCGGAUUACUUCUCGAUUCUGGCCGCUGUGGACCAGCACGUGCGCAGGACACCAGAAGCUCGUGCAUGCCAGGAGCCUCACAUAGUAUGUGCUGUCGUGCAAAUCUUCGGGCACUUGGUUGACGAGGUGGACCGAGAGCUAUCAGAAGGAGAGACAAGUUUGGAUAAUGAAGGAGGAGCUGUGUUCCAAGACGAAAAAGUGUCGGAAUCAGCAGCGAAGAUACUGCGGCGACUCAGGCCGCAUCUCGCGAAGUCCGCGAAGCUUCGGGCAUUCCUCGUGAACACAGCAGACUUUGCUUGUGUCCCCACAGCAGCUGGAAGCUGGGCCCGCUUUGGUGAGGUCUUCUUCCUGGACAACCCGGCACUUUCGGCUUGGCAAGGUGACUGCUUGAAGCUGGUUGCUGGAGUGGACCGCGGCCUUGAGCCUUUGGCCUGGGAGGCAGAGCGGCUUCGCCGUGUUUUCCAGAGCUGCGGCCUACUUGCUGAGCCAAUUUUGCGGCACCGAGCGCGUGUGGCGCGCUGGCAUCGCGGCAAAGAGGCAGCAUUGGCAUCGGCGCUGCUGCUGGCAGCUGCGCGUUGGGCGAACGAGGAGGCACCCUCACACGAUUUGGCAGAGGCCAUCAGAGUCCAGAGCAAGGAGGUCGAGUUCGUUGAAGUGCUUUCAGCAGAUCCCGAGAAGGAGACUGAUGACGUGGCCUUCCUUCCGGUUGAGGAAGUGGUUGCUGUGGAGCCAGGAGACGUUGAAAGCAAGCGCGACUUGCCAUGCGGAUUGCUACUGUGCAAUACGAAGGCUGUGGUCACUGAAUCUGUGGAAUUUGUUCUUGUCCGGCCGCCGCUUCAAGUAGAAAACUAUGUCGGCUACUUGCAGCAGGCCUCCGGAGAGACUUCGCCAGAACCCGGCGCACUUGUGGGCGCCUUUGCGGACACCGCAACACAAGCAAUGGCGACACAGUUUGCCGCUAGCGUGGUGAACACGGUGGUGGAAAAUAGCAUCUCGUUGGCCAAAAUGCAGCCGAGUGAAGCCCGGCUCCCUCUCGACAAAGACUCUGUGAAGCGAAAAUUGCUGAAGCGCCUCCAGCAGGUUGCUGCUCACUUGCAAGCCUCGCCACCAAAGCGCCUAGAGCCACCAGCUGUCGCUGUCGAGCGAGCGGCAAGGACCGCUGGCUACGCGGGCGCAGGAAGUGCCGAGGAUUUGCUCCCGCCAUGGGCUCCCUUCAGCACAGAGCCUGUGCAAGCUGAAAGGGAGGAAGGCAACGCUGCUCAGAAGUGGAUGGAGGCCGCGGCCAUCCCGGAGGAAGUGCGCGAUGAGAUGCAUAUUGAAAGAGAUACAGACGAAGAGGAAUCUCAAAGCACGACAAGAGGUGGCAUGCUGUCCUGUGCCUUGAAAGCCCUGGCGCCAUCAGCAUCAGCUGACGGGCCUCCCAAACGAAUGUUCCCGGCUACACUGCCCCUGGCGGCCACCGGCACUGGGCCGCUCCCCGGGCCCGGGCCCGGGGCUGGGCUCGCUGAGCGCGGCUUCACGCUGGGGAACGCUGAUGCCGAGGGCCUGGAACGGCACCUCCGGAGCCUGCGCGCCAGGAACCAGAACGGGGAGGACGAUAAAGAGGGUGAGGACGGUGAGGACGAGGAGGGUGAGGACAAGGGCUCGGAGAUGGUGCUAGACGCAGCCGGGCGGGCGACGGUGGCGCAGCUGGCCGGACUGUCAGAGGAUGAGAUGACGGAAGUCAUUGGUCGCUUAGGUGAACAGGCAGCAGUGGAGGCCCUGAAAGCACGCGAUUUCGAUGUUGCCUGGGUCAACAGCGACUCGGAGACAGGUCUGCCCUUUGAUCUUGUGGUGCGACCAAGAAGUACGCAGCCUUGGCCAUUUGCCCUGCGCCAGCUCAGCAAGUCAAGUGCCAACAAGGUUCCAUCGCUGAGCGACAUCGAGGUGGCAUUGGCACAGGACACAGGCGCGGCAUUGGUGGAGGUCAAGGCCAGUCUGGCGGCUUCGGGCGUUUUCGACAUCAGCUCUGCGCAGCUGGCGAUGGCACGGCGUUUGGGCAACCGAUACUGGCUGGUGCUGGUGAAGCAGCUUUCCAAGGGCGUGGGGCGACUCCACGUACUUCAGGACCUGGACAAAGCUUCCAGAGAUGGCAGGGUGAAAUUGCUGCUGCUUGCAUAG
Effrenium voratum is the source of this 4746-nucleotide messenger RNA. The record is from the annotation of a GenBank genome assembly. Lineage: Eukaryota; Dinophyceae; Suessiales; Symbiodiniaceae.